This is a messenger RNA of Durio zibethinus, 3402 nucleotides long. The record is from RefSeq and is a predicted model, not a curated record. Lineage: Eukaryota; Viridiplantae; Streptophyta; Magnoliopsida; Malvales; Malvaceae.
CCUUAAAAUUUGGUUGGAAAAUGAAAAAGAGAAGCGCCGGUCAAAGGAUCAUGCACUGCGCGUGAUAUUUUCUACACCGCCUUAACGGACCAAUUAAUUUGCUGACGUGGCAUAGAUUUAAGGUAGAUCUUCACGGUUACUUCUUGAUUUCGUCCGCAUUCACUCCACUUCUCCACCUUCUUCAAAGCAUUACAUAAUACACAGCUGCAGCAAAAAUUUCUCAGUCCAAUGGCUGCACUCUCCUUUCCUUUCCUCAAACCAAACACUUCAUUUUCUUCUUUACCGUUCACUCCAUUGCCGCUCCUUUCUAGAAACAUCUCUUUCUUUCCAAUCCUCUAUGCGCCCCCUCACCGAGCCACUCUCACACUCGCUUCCUCCUCCGCCAAACCUCCUCCCGCCACAUCCACUUCCGUGACCGUCGAAACCGCCACUGAGAAUCAUGCUAACUCAACUGUUGUCGUUAUCCGCGCGCGUAACCGGAUCGGUCUCCUCCAAGUCAUCACGCGUGUAUUCAAUUUUCUCGGCCUACGCAUCGACAAAGCCAGCAUAAACUUUGAAGGAGACUGUUUUAUCAAAACGUUCUUCGUAACCGAUUCUCACGGCAACAAGAUCGACGAUAAAGAGAGUUUGGAGAGGAUCAAGAAGGCCUUGAUCGAGGCAAUCGACGGUGACGGUGACGGUGACGAUGACGUUGCCGUGUCUGUGGAGUCGGCGGCCAGACGGAUCGUGGUUAAUAAGCCUCGGUUAAGUUUUGGGGAGAAGAAAUCCAAAGUUGAGAGGAUUUUUGAACUGAUGGAUGGUUUCUUGAAGAACGAUCCGACUAGCUUACAAAAUGAUAUUUUACAUCAUGUUGAGUACACGGUGGCUCGAUCACGGUUUAGUUUCGAUGAUUUUGAAGCUUAUCAGGCUUUAGCACACAGUGUAAGAGAUCGGUUGAUUGAACGUUGGCAUGAUACUCAGAUGCAUUUCAAGAGAAAAGACCCAAAGCGAAUUUACUUCCUUUCACUUGAGUUUCUUAUGGGCCGUUCCUUGUCAAAUAGUGUCAUCAACCUUGGAAUCCGAGACCAAUUUGCAGAUGCUUUAAGCCAACUUGGUUUUGAGUUAGAGGUUUUAGCGGAGCAGGAAGGAGAUGCCGCCCUGGGUAAUGGAGGCCUUGCUCGUCUUUCGGCAUGUCAAAUGGAUUCUCUAGCAACUCUGGACUAUCCUGCGGUAGGGUAUGAUUACGCUAACCAGUAUGGGUUGUUCCGCCAAGUCAUAUUGGAUGGGUUUCAACAUGAACACCUUGAUUUUUGGUUGAAUUUUGGAAACCCUUGGGAGAUAGAGCGGGUUCAUGUCACAUAUCCUGUUAAGUUCUAUGGGACUGUCACAGAUGAACUUUUGAAUGAAGAAAAUGGUAAAGUUUGGGUUCCCAAGAGAACGGUUGAAGCCGUGGCCUAUGACAAUCCAAUACCUGGUUAUGGAACAAGGAAUACCAUUAAUCUCCGCCUUUGGGCUGCUAAACCAAGUGAUCAGCAUAAUAUGGAAUCCUAUAACACUGGAGAUUACAUCAAUGCUGUGGUCGAAAGACAGAGAGCAGAAAAUAUUAGUAGCAUAUUAUACCCGGAUGAUCGUUCUUAUCAGGGUAAAGAAUUGCGGUUGAAACAGCAAUAUUUCUUUGUCUCAGCAUCAGUGCAAGACAUCAUCAGAAGAUUCAAAGAUGCUCACAGUACCUUUGACGAUUUUCCAGAGAAGGUUGCACUGCACCUGAAUGAUACUCAUCCAUCUCUUGCAAUAGCUGAGGUAAUGAGAGUGCUUGUGGAUGAAGAGCAUUUAGGCUGGAACAGAGCAUGGAACAUCAUAUGCAACGUAUUUACAUUCACAACGCAUACUGUAUCACCUGAAGGAUUGGAGAAAAUCCCCGUGGAUCUACUGGGCAGCCUUCUCCCUCGACACUUGCAGAUUAUAUAUGACAUAAACUUCAAAUUUGUGGAAGAGCUAAAGAAGAGGAUUGGUUUAGAUUACAAUCGGCUGGCCAGGAUGUCAAUUGUUGAGGAAGGUGCUGUGAAGAGUAUUCAAAUGGCAAACCUAUCAAUUCUUUGUUCUCACACUGUGAAUGGUGUCUCAAGAGUACAUUCAAAAUUGUUAACAACAAAGUUAUUCAAGGACUUCUAUGAGCUGUGGCCUGAAAAAUUUCAAUACAAGACAAAUGGAGUGACCCAGCGUCGCUGGAUUGUUGUGAGCAAUCCUAGUUUAUGUGCUCUUAUCUCAAAAUGGCUUGGAACAGAAGAUUGGAUCCGUGAUAUUGACCAUUUAAUAGGAUUGAGAGAACAUGCAGCUAAUGGCGAAUUGCAUCAAGAAUGGAAGAUGGUUAAGAAGGUCAACAAAAUAAGGCUUGCUGAGUACAUUGAAGCAAUGAGUGGUUUGAAGGUCAGCUUGGAUGCAAUGUUUGAUGUUCAGACAAAGCGGAUACAUGAAUAUAAACGGCAGCUGCUUAAUAUACUUGGCAUUAUCCAUAGAUAUGACUGUAUCAAGAAUAUGGACAAGAAUGACAGGAUAAAGGUUGUACCACGUGUCUGCAUAAUUGGAGGAAAAGCUGCUCCAGGUUAUGAAACUGCAAAGAAAAUUAUCAAACUUUGUCAUGCUGUGGCUGAAAAAAUCAACAAUGACAGUGAUAUUGGAGAUCUUUUAAAGUUGGUUUUUAUCCCUGAUUACAAUGUUUCUGUUGCUGAGUUGGUAAUACCAGGGGCUGACAUUUCUCAACAUCUAAGCACUGCAGGACAUGAGGCAUCAGGAACCGGCAGCAUGAAGUUUUUGAUGAAUGGUUGUUUACUUUUAGCUACAGUAGAUGGUUCUACAGUUGAAAUUAUUGAAGAAAUUGGGGAGGAUAACAUGUUUUUGUUUGGUGCAAAAGUGCAUGAAGUUUCUGCAUUGCGUGAGAAAGGACCUGCUCUUAAAGUUCCUCUGCAAUUUUCACGUGUCGUAAGAAUGGUUCGUGAUGGUUAUUUUGGGUUUAAAGACUAUUUCAAAUCGUUGUGCGACAACAUAGAGGGUGGGCAGGACUAUUAUCUACUUGGUGCUGAUUUUACAAGCUAUCUAGAGGCCCAGGCAGCUGCAGAUAAAGCAUAUGUUGAUCAAGAGAGAUGGACUGAAAUGAGUAUACUUAGCACUGCUGGCUCUGGGAGAUUUAGCAGUGAUAGGACAGUUGAAGAGUAUGCCCAAAAGACGUGGGGAAUUCAACCCUGCAGAUGCCCCUUUUGAAAAUCCACGCUCUGGGAGGCUGAGAAGCUAUAUCACCAACUUUUCAAUUUCGAUAAUAAUAAUACACUAUUAAGAAGAAAGAAAAGAUUUUUACAGGAAGCAGGAAUAGCGGCUUAUAUGGUUCUCCCUCCCAUGUUAUAUUUAGGUGCUGUUAUCACAAGUUCA